AUGGCCUUGGAAGUCAACAAUGAAGCCAUACAAUGCAAAGUCUUCUCCAUAACCUUUUCUAGACCAGCCUUGUUGUGGUUCAAACAACUAAAACCUGGCUCUGUCAGCAGCUUCGGUGAUCUUUGUAGAGCCUUUCUCCAGCAGUAUAAUGCCAAUCGCGAAGCACCAAGAACAAUGGCAGAUCUUUACCGAAUUGAGCAAGGUGAAAAUGAACACCCGAAGUCAUACCUGCAACGUUUCAUCGACCUUGUACAUCAAAUCCAUGACGUAGAGCCUGCAACCGCAGCUAACCUCUUCGUCAAAAGUCUGCAAGUGGGGUCCCUCUUGCACGAGAACCUCACUAUGAUGCCACCAUAUGACAUGGCUGAAAUCCAGACCCAUGCCGAGGGCAUCUUUAGGGUCCUGAAAUUUCAAGAGCGUGCGCAGAGGAAGUCUGCCCUUAUUUCAACACCACCAGCAAAUAACCCUCUCCCUCCAUCUACAAGGGACGACAAAAGAAAAAGGCAAGACUCAGACCACAUGAAAGGGGGAAAGAAGCCAAGAGCAAAUCAAGAUCCACCUCGAUACACCUCUUUCGAGUACACCGUCCCUCAGGAGAUCUUCUACGAAGAAAACAAAGAUAGACCCAUAUGGCGGGAACCAUAA
Molecule: messenger RNA, 645 nt
Organism: Humulus lupulus (European hop)
Lineage: Eukaryota; Viridiplantae; Streptophyta; Magnoliopsida; Rosales; Cannabaceae
Exons: 1
Coding region: 1-645 (214 amino acids)
Source: RefSeq, a predicted model, not a curated record